This is a messenger RNA of Helianthus annuus (common sunflower), 5604 nucleotides long. RefSeq names its product callose synthase 12. Gene Ontology annotation, molecular function: 1,3-beta-D-glucan synthase activity. NCBI's taxonomy places the organism in Eukaryota, Viridiplantae, Streptophyta, Magnoliopsida, Asterales, Asteraceae. The record is from RefSeq and is a predicted model, not a curated record. The transcript has 2 exons. Gene Ontology annotation, cellular component: 1,3-beta-D-glucan synthase complex; plasma membrane. Bases 38 to 5335 code for a protein of 1765 amino acids. Gene Ontology annotation, biological process: (1->3)-beta-D-glucan biosynthetic process.
UUCAACUGUAUUUUUAUUUUCACCUCUCCAGAUCCCCAUGACCCACCGGCACCGUCCUCCACCCUCACCGGAACCCCAUCCCACUACCACCACCACCUACAACAUAAUCCCCAUCCACAACCUCCUCGCCGACCACCCCUCCCUCCGCUUCCCAGAAGUCCGCGCCGCCACCGCCGCCCUCCGCGCCGUCGGCGACCUCCGCCGCCCACCCUUCAUCCCAUGGCAACCACACUACGACCUUCUAGACUGGCUCGGCGCCUUCUUCGGCUUCCAAUCCCACAACGUUUCAAACCAACGCGAACACCUCGUCCUCCACUUAUCCAACGCUCAGAUGCGGCUUCAACCACCGCCGGAUAUCAUCGACACCCUCGACCACACCGUUCUCCGCAAGUUUCGCCGGAAACUUUUGAGUAACUACACUCGUUGGUGCUCGUUUAUUGGAUGUAAAUCUAACAUCUGGAUCUCUGACUCUCGCCGUCAGAUCUCUGACGCCGAUAGCCGCCGUGAGCUUUUAUAUGUAGCCUUGUAUUUAUUAAUUUGGGGUGAGUCCGCUAAUCUAAGGUUUAUGCCUGAAUGCAUAUGUUACAUAUUUCAUCACAUGGCUAUGGAGUUGAAUAGAAUACUAGAGGAUUAUAUCGAUGAGAAUACCGGGAGGCCGGUUUUGCCGUCGAUAUCGGGCGAAAACGCGUUUUUGGAACGCGUGGUUAAGCCGAUAUACGAUACGGUUAAACUAGAGGUGGAGUUUAGUAGGAACGGGACUGCGCCACACGCGAACUGGCGAAAUUACGAUGACAUUAACGAGUAUUUUUGGGAUAAGAGGUGUUUCGAUAAGUUGAAGUGGCCGAUUGAUAUUGGAAGUAAUUUUUUCGCGACGACGAGUAGAGGGAAGCGGGUGGGGAAGACGGGGUUUGUGGAGCAGAGGUCGUUUUUAAACCUGUUUAGAAGCUUUGAUAAGUUGUGGAUCAUGUUGUUUAUGUUUUUACAAGCGGCGAUUAUUGUGGCGUGGAAAGAUAGGAAGACGUAUCCGUGGGAGGCGUUGGAGGAUCGGGAUGUUCAGGUUAAGGCUUUGAGCGUGUUUAUUACGUGGAGCGCGUUGAGGUUGUUGCAGGCGGUUCUUGAUGUUGUAAUGCAGUAUAAGCUGGUUUCGAGGGAGACGUUGUGGCUUGGGGUUAGAAUGGUGUUGAAGAUCGUUACGUCUGUCGUUUGGAUUAUCAUCUUUCUAGUGUUCUACACUAGGAUGUGGAGUCAGAGGAACAACGAUGGGCGUUGGACAAGCGCAGCUAAUAAACGCGUGGUGAAUUUUCUUGAAGUUGUGUUUGUAUUCAUCCUCCCCGAAAUUUUAGCGCUUGUUUUGUUUAUUAUCCCGUGGGUUCGUAACUUUCUCGAAAACACUAACUGGAGAGUCUUUUACAUCAUAACUUGGUGGUUUCAGAGUAAAGCGUUUGUCGGUCGUGGACUUAGGGAAGGUCUAGUCGAUAACAUCAAGUAUUCGUUGUUCUGGAUCGCAGUUCUCGCCACCAAGUUUACUUUUAGCUACUUCUUGCAGAUAAAACCGAUGAUUCAACCCACAAAGGCCAUUUUAGACCUCGACGAUGUGGAAUACGAAUGGCAUCAGUUCUUCGGUAACAGUAACAGGUUUGCUGUAGGGCUGUUAUGGCUACCCGUUGUGUUGAUUUACUUAAUGGAUUUACAGAUCUGGUACUCGAUUUACUCUUCGUUUGUGGGUGCGGGUGUUGGGUUGCUUAGCCAUUUGGGUGAGAUUCGAAAUGUACAACAGUUGAGGUUACGGUUUCAGUUUUUCGCUAGUGCGAUGCAGUUUAAUCUCAUGCCGGAAGAACAGUUGCUGAACACAAGAGGGACUUUAAGGAGUAAGUUUAAAGAUGCCCUUCAUAGAUUUCAAUUAAGAUAUGGUUUCGGAACACCGUUUAAGAAACUUGAUUCGAAUCAAAUCGAGGCCCAUAAAUUUGCAUUGAUUUGGAAUGAAAUAAUCUUAACGUUUAGAGAAGAAGAUAUUGUUAGUGAUCGUGAAGUCGAACUUCUGGAAUUACCGCAAAAUACGUGGAAUGUUAACGUCGUAAGGUGGCCGUGCUUUUUAUUAGCUAACGAAUUACUUCUUGCGCUACGGCAAGCGAAAGAAUUGGUAGACGCGCCUGACAAGUGGCUAUGGUCGAAAAUCAAGAAACACGAGUACAGACGUUGUUCUGUCAUUGAAACUUACGAUAGCGUCCGACACUUGCUGCUCACGAUCGUACAAUACAACACUCAGGAGCACUCAAUUGUCACGACGAUUUUUCAAGAAAUCGAUAACUCGAUCAAUAUCGGAAAGUUUACCAAGACUUUUAACAUGUAUGCGCUUCCGAAGAUCCAUAACCAUCUGAUCACUCUUGUGGGUUUGUUAACAAAGUCGAAAAAAGAUGUCAACAAGGUGAUUAACAUACUCCAAGCACUUUACGAGGUUGUUAUUCGCGACUUCUUUAGAGAAAAACGAACGAUGAAUGAGCUGAAAGAAGACGGGCUGGCCCCACAUAGACCGCUUUCAGGAGCGGGUUUGCUUUUCGAGAAUGCGGUUGAGUUACCCGGUUCAGAAAACGAGAAUUUCUAUAGACAGACGCGAAGACUGCACACGAUUCUUACUUCACGUGACUCCAUGAAUAACAUUCCGGUGAAUAUAGAAGCGAGAAGACGGAUUGCGUUCUUUAGCAACUCGCUGUUUAUGAAUAUUCCUCACGCACCACAAGUUGAAAAGAUGAUGGCGUUUAGCGUCUUGACGCCGUAUUACAACGAAGAAGUGGUGUACAGUAAGGAGCAGCUUAGAACCGAAAAUGAAGACGGGAUUUCCGUUCUUUAUUAUUUGCAAACGAUAUACGCUGAUGAAUGGGUUAACUUUUUGCAAAGGAUGAAACGAGAAGGAAUGGUGUCGGAAGAUGAGUUAUGGACGAAUAAGCUGAGAGAUCUUCGGCUUUGGGCUUCGUAUAGAGGCCAGACGCUGGCCCGUACGGUUCGGGGAAUGAUGUACUAUUACCGGGCUCUAAAAAUGCUGGCGUUUCUUGAUUCGGCUUCCGAAAUGGACAUUCGUGAAGGCGCACGGGAGCUCGUUCCGUUAGGGAGUAUUAGCAGUGCGGAUGGUUCCAUUCGUGCGGGUCGGAGUUUACAAAGAGCGGAUAGUACGAUGAGUACUAUGUUUAAGGGGCAUGAGUAUGGAACCGCAUUGAUGAAGUACACUUAUGUUGUUGCGUGUCAGAUAUACGGUACUCAAAAGGCGAAAAAAGAUCCCCACGCUGAAGAGAUUUUGUAUUUGAUGAAAAACAAUGAAGCUCUUCGCGUUGCGUAUGUUGAUGAGGUGGUGAAACGAGACGGAACGGAUUAUUAUUCCGUUCUUGUGAAGUACGAUCAGGAAUUAGAAAAAGAAGUCGAAGUUUAUCGGGUGAAGUUACCAGGUCCGUUAAAGCUCGGAGAAGGAAAACCCGAGAAUCAAAACCAUGCGCUUAUUUUUACUCGCGGGGAUGCGGUUCAAACUAUCGACAUGAAUCAAGAUAAUUACUUCGAAGAAGCUCUUAAAAUGAGGAAUUUACUCGAAGAAUACAAAAUGAAAUACGGUCUUCGCAAGCCGAAUAUUUUGGGAGUUAGAGAAAACAUCUUUACGGGUUCCGUUUCUUCACUUGCUUGGUUCAUGUCGGCUCAAGAAACGAGUUUUGUCACAUUGGGUCAACGGGUUUUAGCCAACCCGUUGAAAAUCCGGUUGCAUUAUGGCCAUCCUGAUGUGUUCGAUCGGUUUUGGUUCUUAACUCGGGGCGGGCUUAGUAAAGCUUCCAGAUUAAUCAACUUAAGUGAAGACAUUUUUGCUGGAUUUAACUGCACGUUAAGAGGCGGGAAUGUGACGCACCAUGAGUAUAUUCAAGUCGGUAAAGGAAGAGAUGUUGGGUUAAACCAAGUAUCGAUGUUUGAGGCGAAAGUCGCAAGCGGAAAUGGUGAGCAAGUUCUUAGUCGAGACGUGUAUAGAUUGGGUCAUAGGCUUGAUUUUUUCAGAAUGCUUUCGUUUUUCUACACGACGGUUGGUUUCUUUUUCAACACGAUGAUGAUUUCGUUAACCGUUUACGCGUUCUUGUGGGGCCGGUUAUAUCUUGCGCUUAGCGGGGUCGAGAAUUCUGUCACAGGAGAUGCCAGCACAAAUCGAGCGUUAGGGACAAUCUUAAACCAGCAGUUUAUCGUCCAACUUGGUAUUUUCACCGCUUUACCGAUGAUUGUCGAAAAUACCCUCGAGUUAGGGUUUCUCUCAGCCAUCUGGGAUUUCAUAACAAUGCAGCUUCAGCUUUCUUCGGUUUUCUACACCUUUUCGUUAGGAACUCGUUCGCAUUAUUUCGGGCGAACGAUUCUUCACGGGGGUGCAAAAUACCGCGCAACGGGUCGUGGUUUUGUCGUCGAACACAAGAAAUUCGCCGAAAAUUACCGACUCUACGCUCGAAGCCAUUUCAUAAAAGCAAUCGAGCUCGGUUUGAUCCUAACCGUUUACGCUGGAUACAGUCCCGUUGCUAAAGGAACAUUCACGUACAUCGCAUUAACUAUUUCAAGUUGGUUCCUUGUGUUUUCAUGGAUUAUGGCACCGUUUGUGUUCAAUCCCUCCGGGUUUGAUUGGUUAAAAACGGUUUACGAUUACGACGAUUUCAUGAACUGGAUCGGGUUUCGUGGGGGCGUGUUCGCAAAAUCCGAAGAGAGUUGGGAACGAUGGUGGUAUGAAGAGCAAGAUCAUUUGAGGAACACCGGUUUAUUCGGGAAAAUUUUCGAAAUUAUUUUGGAUUUACGGUUUUUCUUUUUCCAAUACGGGAUCGUUUACCAGUUGGGUAUCGCCGCUGGUAGCAAAAGCUUUGCAGUAUAUAUACUUUCUUGGAUUUACGUGAUUGUGGCUCUUGUAUUGUAUACGGUAGUGGUCUACGCGCGUGAUAAAUAUUCUGCCCGGGAACAUAUUUAUUAUCGGUUAGUUCAGUUUCUGGUUGUUGCUCUUGGGAUACUGAUACUAAUCGCUUUGUUGGAGUUCACACAGUUCAAGUUUCUUGAUAUCUUCACGAGUCUGUUGGCGUUCCUUCCCACUGGUUGGGGAUUUCUUUUGAUUGCGCAAGUAUUCCGGCCCGUUUUGGAGAAAACUAUAUUCUGGGGUACUGUUGUGUCUGUGGCCCGCACGUACGAUACUAUGUUUGGCGUGAUUGUCUUGACCCCAGUGGCGGUUUUAUCAUGGAUGCCGGGUUUCCAGUCGAUGCAAACGAGAAUCUUGUUUAAUGAAGCUUUUAGUCGGGGUCUGCGUAUUUUCCAGAUCAUUGUUGGAAAGAAAUCAAAAGCUUAAAUCAUGAUUGGAUUGGAGGUUUGAAGCUGAGAGGAAGAAGUAUAGAAUACAGGUUUGAUUCUUCUGAUUAUCUACUUGUUUAUGUGAAAAGAGAGAGGAUAACACCAUUUUCCAUACCAUUUUAUUUAUUGGGUAUAAUUUUUUGUAAAGUGACGGCUUUUAUAGUAUGUAUGUGUUCAGCAAUAUAGGGGAGGGUUUCUUUGAUAUUAUUGUAAUGGAAUUUUACUUGUUUAUGUGUAUUUAUAUGAUAUCUUGCAUAACUUGAUUUA